Molecule: messenger RNA, 4717 nt
Organism: Corythoichthys intestinalis (scribbled pipefish)
Lineage: Eukaryota; Metazoa; Chordata; Actinopteri; Syngnathiformes; Syngnathidae
Gene: wdr4
Product: WD repeat domain 4
Exons: 12
Coding region: 88-1362 (424 amino acids)
Biological process (GO): RNA (guanine-N7)-methylation; tRNA modification
Cellular component (GO): nucleus; tRNA methyltransferase complex; cytosol
Molecular function (GO): protein binding
Source: RefSeq, a predicted model, not a curated record
AUACCAACCACCAGACAAUGACAAAAGAAGAAGCAGCAGAAGAAGAAAAAAAACGAAGAAGAAGACGCAUGGGUAGCGACUGCACUCAUGGCUUUCACUGCUAUUUCUGGAGAGUGGUUUUUGCUGGCAUGUGGCACCAAAUUUAUAGCUGCUCACUUGACGGAAGACCGAGAGCCAUUUGUAUUUGACUGCAGCACUGCCAAGAAAAGUAAAGAUGAUUCAACGGUGGAUGGCAAUAGCCUUGAAAGUGACAGAAUACUGGCCUUCACUGUUUCGCCAUCUGGAAAACGGGUGGCACUAACUGAUGACUCCAAAAGACUGGUCCUGUUUCAGUAUGAGCAUUCCUGGCAACAUGUUAGUACUAGGUGGUUGGUGAGGAGGGGCACAUCCUUGGUGUUUACAAAGGCGGAAGACGAGAUUCUUGUGGCUGAUAAAUCGGGCGAUGUGUAUUCCUUCUCGGUGAAGCAACGGGACAAAGAAGGCGCACUUAAGAUGGGUCACCUAUCCAUGGUUCUAGCUGUGACUAUGUCAAUUAACGAUAAGUAUAUCAUCACUGCUGACCGGGAUGAAAAAAUACGAGUGAGCCACCUUCGUUCUCCGUACAACAUACAGUCCUUCUGCCUCGGACACAAACAGUUUGUCAGUUCACUGUUGGUUCCUUCAGGCGAUAUGCACUGGUUGCUGUCAGGAUCAGGGGAUGGCACGGUGAAGCUGUGGGAGUAUGAAACUGGUCAGAAGCUCGAAAGUUGGGACUUGAACAACCUUGAAGAAACACUUGUCCCAAAAUUGGACAAUGAGAUGAAAGUAACGGUAUGCAAUAUAACCAGCUCCCCUGAUGGGUGUCACAUCGCUGUGCAGUGUGACAGAUUGUCAACAAUUCAGUUUUUCAUGGUGAACCAGGAUAGUGAAGAGAAGAAACUUGUACCACACAGCAGGAUUUCCCUGCCACUAUGUCCUCUUGAUAUAACCUUUGACCGACAAGGCCGACUUUGGGUGCUGUUGGAUUCCUGUGAAACACUGUUUCAAAUCUAUACACUUGAACAUUCCAUCUGGAAGUGUGACGCUGCCAGCACUGAACUGAAAAGGGUGACUGAGGCUUUCAAAUCUCACUGGCAGACACUUAAAGUUUCCACUGGGACUCCUAGCCGUUUUGAACAUCUGCACAAGGCGACUUUUGAUAACGUGACUGUGUACAUGGAAAAGAAGCAGCAACGACUGGAGGAACAGCAGCAGAAAAGGAAAAUGGAACAGAGAGACGAUGGCAAGAAAAAGAAAAGAGACGGAAGAAAUUCAGCAUCUGGCAGGCCUCACAGGAUCUCUUCAGUCAUCGUUGGACACCGCAUCACUUCGGUCAUCAUAUGACUCGACCCACUCUCUCUUGAUUUUUGGAAACUGGGUGGGGACUGACUUGCAACGCUUUUUUCAUCGUCUUGAGGGUUUCCGCCGCUUAAUUUUUUAUGUUUGGCUUCCUGGAGAAAAAAAACUCACAGCAGCAUGAAAAUAUUGGAUGAAUCCUAAUUUUAAUUUGAUAAUUUCUUGGUGAUCAAAUAAUAAUGCUUUAUAUUUACCCUGUGACAGGUCAAAAAACAACGAGCCAAGGACCUAUUUGGUGCUGGGGACAUUUGAAUUUACAUAAUACUUAUUGAUAUAGCAAUAAAAUCACAUGAGUAGACCUGUCCGCAAACCUAUCUACUUAUGCCAGGGCAACAGCAACAACAACAAAAAUGUCGCGCUUCAACAAACAGGCAGUAGGAGUCCCCUUCGUUUAUCAACAGAAGUGCAUCAAAUUUUAGAAUCAGAAAGGUAAGGGUCUACUUACGUCUUUGUAAAACCAAGGUUGCAUUGUAGGUUUUCAAAGCUGUCGUCGCCGAAAUGAUGAAAACAAUGAGCCGAUUGAGGACCUGUAUGCAUGCUCACAAAAACGGUCCAAACCUUUGCAGGAGAUGUUUUUUUGGACCUCUUAUAGAGUCGAGAGUCUUCCUGUGAGCAAUUCAUCGCUACACAUCGCGAUGGCAUGACGAAUCUCGCGAGUAAAACCCAGAAAAUGUUUGCACUAUAUGGCGAGGAUAGCAUGGUGCUAUAUUUCCUUGUUCAGAGUGGUGGCGAGGCUCUCUGGAAGUUACGUAAUCAGGUAGCGGUCGACAGGGCGGCUCGUCCCUCGUUGCUAUGGUGUUGCUGUGGCCAUAACUCAAAAACUACGCGGUCAAUUAUUAUUAUUUUUUUUUAAUGUGACUUUUUGAGACCGUGAAUGAUGCAUUUAAUACAAUUCAACAGAGUAAAACACUCAAGCGAAAUCCGAAAAGCUCUUCAGUUGCCCUUUAAAUUAAAAACCCGAUCCUUUUCACCAGAUUCCAAUCCUCUGAAAAAUGGCGCGAUCGGCUCCAUUUCCGAUCACGUGAUCGUAUCAGGACAUCCCCAGUCAGAAUCCAUCUGAGCGGUUCAGACCGAGAUGCAUCUUGUCCAUAACAGAUAUGAAACUAUGUACAGUGGUAUCUCUACUUAGGAAAUUAAGUGGUUCUGGAAGUAGUUUCAUAACUUAAAAAAUUCUGUAAGUAGAGACCCGUUUUCCAUGUAAAUGCCCUAAUCAGUUCCAAGGCCCCCGAAAUUCAGACAUAACUCAUUUAUCAUGCAUAAAAAUGCAUCAAACCAUGUAACAAAUGCACUGCUGGCCAAAAGUAUUGGCAUACCCUGCAAUUCUGUCAGAUAAUGCUCAACUUCUCCCGGAAAAUGAUUGCAACGAGGGGUGCACGAUAUCCAUUUUUUGAAACCGAUACCGAUAACUUCCUGCUCCUCAAAGCCGAUACCGAUAUCGAUAACCGAUAAUAAAUAUAAAAACUGUUUAAAAAAAAACAACAAAAAAACUAUAAAUAUAUAAUUUUUAGAAUGUAUAUUCACCCAAGUUUUUGAACACCUGGAGGUUUAAAAAAAAAAAAAAAAAAAAACUAGUGGUGGAUUCAACAUAGUUUUGCCUUUGACCUCACCAGAUUUUUCAUAAUGACAUGAACAUUAUUAUGAACAAAGCAAAGACAAGAAUAGUCUUGACUUCUAAUAAAGUGCCAAUAUUUAUUUUUUCAAAUACAUAUAAUUUGAGUCAAUCACAAUCAAUUAGUCAAUAUAAUUUAAGAUGUGUUUCCUGAAUAAUGAGCACUGAACUAAAACAUAAACCCAACAGGUAUUGUGCUUUGUCAUCAAAUAAAACUAGUUGGUGCUACAGGAGAGGAGACUGUUGUGGUCUUGGUCAAUGGAACAACUUUCUUAACCAGGGAGACAGGUUAGGACAGCAAGCCUAUCAAUAACCAAAAGGCCUCUCAAUAACUUACUAACUUAUAACUAACACUGUAAAAUGCAAACAUUAUGUUGUAAGGUUCAUCACUCAUUCCUCAUAACAAAAAUAUGGUAGAGCAAAAAGGAUUAAUGGCUUUCCUUAUAAUAAUAUCAAUCUUUAAAACACCAUCGAAGCGAUUGUCAUCUUUUCAGUGGCCUUUUAAGAUGUGUUUCUCGCUAGCCGUGUGGCACACUUGAGCGUGACGUCACAGAAAAGGAGCGCUUGCUUUACAAACGCACACAUCCCAAUCCACCGACACUGUGCCAAAAAAUAUUACAGUACAUGUACGGUGCGUUUGACUUCUGCACUUCUGAAUACACUUCCAUAAACAACAAGGCUUGGUCUUUUUCUUGCUUUUUUGGGAAGACACUUGUCUUAAUAUUGUGAAAGUACAACAGAAAAAUAGACAUAUUCAAUACUCAAUAUACAACAAACUGCACAAUACAUUUAUAUACACAACUAUUAUAUGUAAAGCAUAGCACACCUUAAGAAUUGGCUGGCUUCUAUAACACAACUUAUGAAGUUCUGUACAUAUGACCCUUCACCAGAGAAGUAAACAUAUAUUGCACAUGCAUAUGUUAUAGUAAACAUAAAAUACUUAGACAUAUAUUUCCGAGGCGGAAAGCAUUCACGAUUGUCAAUGCUACCGCUAGACACCGCACUGUGUAAAUGAAUGAGCUUGUGAGCAAAACAAAAAAUAGAUGCAGCGAAUUAUUCUGACCGGCAGGUGGCAGCAAUGCCCCGCAAAUGGUCAACUGAUUUCCCAUUCUGGUGUGUAGCGCAGCACAGCACAUACAGUAUUAUCGGUCCAAUUAAUAAUGUUAUUGCAUUUAUUGGGAUGACGUCAUAAUUCCUAUUAUCGGACCAAUAAUUAUCGCGCACCAGUAAUUGCAACUACAAAUGCUUUGGUAGUAAUAUCUUUAUUUAUUUUGCUUGCAAUGAAAAAACACAAAAGAGAAUGAAAAAAAAAUUACAUCAUUAUCAUUUUACGCAAAACUCCAAAAAUGGGCCGGUGUUCUGGAGAAUGGGUAGGCUUUGUCUAAGUAGGAGCCCCGUUUUUGACGGCUCAUUAACUCGACCGCGUGGACUAUCGAUGCAAGGUGUCCCAUCGAACAAAUGUAGCAUACGUUUGACACGUUUAUUUAGGUACUGCCACUGACUGUCGAAGCACUAAUAUUAAAGAUGGGUAGGGUUGGGACAGUUUAUCAGGCUUAUAAUGUCCUGUAAAUAACGUUGCAGUAGCAUAGGUACUGUAUUUCAACAGGUUUAUAACAUCCUUUAAAUAAGACUGUCACUAUAAUCAGCAUAUUUUAGCAGGCUUAUAAAGUCUCUCGUAAUGAUAUUCUACUACGAUUAGCAUUUUUAAAAGGCUUGGCACGUCCUUUAACGGUU